This is a messenger RNA of Moneuplotes crassus, 828 nucleotides long. The record is from the annotation of a GenBank genome assembly. Lineage: Eukaryota; Ciliophora; Spirotrichea; Euplotida; Euplotidae.
UAAACUUUUUAAUAAAAAUGAACUCUGUUGCAAGAAAACUACUCGUUGGAGGAAAUUGGAAAUCUCAUGGAUCCCUCAAGUUUGUCAAGAACUUUGCUAAUGACACUUUGAAUAAGAUUGUAUACGACACAAGCAAGGUCGAGAUCGUUAUUGCUCCUGUAUCUAUUCACUUGAAGGAUGCUCAAGAGCACAUCGCCAACAACAUUCACAUCUCUGCUCAGAACAGCAGUGCUUUCGAGGAUGGAGCUUACACUGGAGAGAUCAGCGCUUCCCAGUUGGCUAACUUCGGAAUUGGCUGGACCAUCCUUGGUCACUCUGAGAGAAGACACAUCCUCGGAGAGUCUAACACCUUUGUUGCAUCCAAGGUAAAGAUUGCUGAUGAAUAUGGACUCAACACUAUUGCUUGUAUUGGAGAGACUCUUGACCAGAGAGAAGCUGGAGAUACCAUCAAGGUCUGCACUGACCAACUCGAUGCCAUCAGAGCUCAAGUUGAUGACUGGAGCAGAAUCGUUAUUGCUUAUGAGCCAGUCUGGGCCAUUGGAACUGGAAAGACUGCCACCUCUGAACAAGCUCAGGAAGUUCAUGAACAAAUUAGAGCUUGGUUGAAUGAAAACAUUAGUGAAGAAGCUGCUAACAACACCAGAAUCCUCUAUGGUGGAUCAGUCAAUGCAGGUAAUGCUGACGAGCUUAUCCAGAACCCAGACAUUGAUGGAUUCCUUGUUGGAGGUGCUUCUCUCAAGCCAGAGUUUGAAUCCAUUGUUAAGGCUUGUAACGAUGUAUCCAAGUAAUCACUAAUGGUUAUUCUGAAUAUGAUCUGCAAAAUAUUUC